GCCAAGAGGGGAAGGCAUGCAGUGGCUGCAGCCUUACUUCUGGCAUUCCUGCUUCCUGCCAGUCAGGUAUCUUCCAACUUGGAAGGGAAAAUGAUGUCAGUCACUGGGAAAAUCGGGUCAGCUGUUGAUAUCACUUGUCAUGUUGAACAAAGUGUCGCCGAUAUCCACUGGUACCUCUUCCAGGAGGGCAAGGCCCAACGACGCCUCCUCUACUAUGAUGUUCUUAACUAUGAGAUGGUGGUGGAAUCAGGAGUCAGUAAAGAAAAAUACAACCCUGUUAUAGGCACGGUAAAGAGUUUUAAGUUGAGACUGCAACAUUUGGAAGCAGGAGACUCUGGAGUAUAUUACUGUACUAGCUGGGAGAAUGAAUACAAGAUAGUCUUCGGCAGUGGAACAAAACUUGUUCUCACAGGUGGCUGUCGCCCCAAGCCCACUAUUUUUCUUCCUUCACCUGCUGAAAGAAAUCUCCAUAAGGCUGGGACAUGUCUGUGUCUUUUUGAGAACUUUUUCCCUGAUGUUAUUAACAUAUAUUGGAAGCAGAAGAACAGCAAUAGUCUCCUGGCAUCCCAGCAGGGAGAUAUCAGGAAGACCGGUGACACAUACAUGACGCUCAGCUGGCUGACUGUGCCUGAAAAGUCAUUGCAUAGAGAGCACCAGUGUGUCGUCAAACAUGAGAGUUAUAAUGGAGCUGACCAGGAGAUUCUCUUUCCUCCAAUGAAGACAGAUAUGCUGCAGCUGCAGCUCACAAACAACUCUGCCUGCUACACCUACCUCCUGCUGCUGGUCAAGAGCGUGGUCUACUCUGCGGCCACCGCCUUCUGUGUGAUCAGAAGGACAGGUGUCUGCCGCCCUGGGAAGAGCCCCUUACAGAUGGUGGCACAGAGGGGUCAUCUUGCCUACAUUGUGUAUUGGCCCCCAAAGUGUCUGCUGAGCACCGAGCUGGGUUAA
Messenger RNA from Otolemur garnettii (small-eared galago), 948 nucleotides. Its product is annotated as immunoglobulin lambda-1 light chain-like. The annotation marks the transcript as partial. The record is from RefSeq and is a predicted model, not a curated record. Lineage: Eukaryota; Metazoa; Chordata; Mammalia; Primates; Galagidae. The transcript has 5 exons.